Quercus robur (English oak) is the source of this 2881-nucleotide messenger RNA. RefSeq lists its product as uncharacterized. The record is from RefSeq and is a predicted model, not a curated record. The transcript is spliced from 3 exons. Lineage: Eukaryota; Viridiplantae; Streptophyta; Magnoliopsida; Fagales; Fagaceae. Bases 405 to 2663 code for a protein of 752 amino acids.
AACACACACAUAUGCCCCUCCAUGCCACACGUGAGCCCCCACCUCCCCACUUAAUCUCAUUUCUUUUCUUUCAGUCAAACACGAGCACCCACAUCCACACACACUUCUUUCCACCUCACCCUCACUCUCUCACCGAUACUCACCUCACCACCACUUCCACCGUCAUUUUUCCGGUGAGAUUUACCGGAAAAGCUUUAUAGCAACCUCUAAGGCUUCUUCAUCUCUCCUUUUGAAGGUUUCGAUAUUCUUGGCGAUGGACCUAGUGAUUGGAUUGGUUGAUUUUGUGGUGCCCGGUUGAGGUAAAUUGGUUGGCCUUCUAAGGUGCACUUGGGAUAUAGUUUUCUGACUCUUGCUUUAGACCCUUUGGGUUUGCGGCGUGACAGAAAAGAAACCAAGGAGAGACUAUGGUAAACCUAAUUCCUGAGCAUUUAAAGAAGAUAUGGGACGCAUGGAACAUCAGGGGGGUUAUUCUCUUAAGCCUCUCAUUGCAGACUAUUUUGAUUUUGUUUGCUCCCUUCAGAAAACGCACACCUAAAAAAUUGAUGAUUUUGCUCAUCUGGUCAUCUUACUUGCUGGCUGACUGGGCCGCAAGCUUUGCUAUUGGACACAUUGCCAACAGCCAAAUCCCAAAGUCAGGUCCCAAGGAUAAGAUAGAAUCCAGCCUUGUUGGACAGAUUGUCUCUCAUUUCAGUGGUAAAGGAGACGUGUACAGCUCAUCCGAUGGGAAUGCUGAUCUUCUGGCGUUUUGGGCUCCCUUCCUUUUGGUACACCUGGGUGGACCAGACACUAUCACUGCUUUUGCCCUUGAGGAUAAUGAGCUCUGGCUUAGGCACUUAUUCAGCCUCCUCAUCCAAGUUCUUGUUACUGUUUAUGUCUUCUUGCUCACACUUCCUAAAAACAAGGUAUGGAUCCCAACAAUCCUCAUGUUUCUGGCAGGAAUUAUUAAGUAUUGUGAACGGACACGUGCAUUGUUUCUUGCAAGCUUGGAUAAGUUCCGAGAAUCCAUGCUUAAAGCACCUGAUCCGGGGCCCAACUAUGCCAAGCUUAUGGAGGAAUAUACUUCAAAGAAAGAUGCCGGACUACCAAUUCGGAUAGAAAUGACACCAGAGCCUGGUAAAAACUCAAAGCCUGAAGAUUCUACGUGUGAAAAUCAAAAUCCUGACAAUCUAGAGGAACUUGAGGUGGUGAAACAUGCUUACAACUACUUUAAAACAUUCAAGGGACUAAUCGUUGAGCUUAUCUUCAGCUUCCGUGAGCGCAAUGAAAGCCGAGAAUUUUUCCGAAAGAGAACUGCAGAAGAUGCGCUUAAAAUAAUAGAUUUAGAACUCAACUUCAUCUAUGAAGCUCUCUUUACCAAGGUGGUUGUGGUGCAUAGCUUAAUGGGAUACAUAUUCCGGUUUAUAUCCACUUUUUCAGUUGUGACGGCCUCUGGAAUCUUCUUUAAAAUGAACAAGGAUGGUUUCAAGAAGUUUGAUGUCAUUGUUAGCUACACUUUGCUAGUUGGUGCCAUUUGCCUGGAUCUAAUUUCUCUCUUCAUGCUCUUUUCCUCUAAUUGGACUAUAGCUGCUACCGAUUUCAACAAGCCACUGGGAGUUUUAUUUAAGUGGUCUGCCCAAAAAUAUCUUGAGUUAAAGAAGAUAAGGUGGUCUAAGUCUAUAUCUGAGGACUCCGAGGACGACGAUGAAGUAUUGGCUACUUAUAAACUGUUUCGCAGGUGGUCUGAAUCCGUGUCAAGUUUUAAGCUGAUAAGUUAUUGCCUCAGGCUAUGUCCACAUGAAAUCGAAAAGAAUCUUAACCUUAAACAGAAAGCCCUUCUUUAUUUGCGCUUAAUCUUUGAGUGUUUUUGGCCUUGUAUUGAAAAAAUCAUUGAUUUUUUGGGCACUAAAGAGUUUGUAACUCAGUUGAUGUAUGUAGAAAGCCACCAAUUCCAUAAAAAGCUAUGGAAAUUUAUCUUUGAAGAGCUGAAAGAGAAAUCAGGAGAUGCUGGUGAUGCGGAAACUACCAAGAAGAUAUGCUCAGCUAGAGGUGCUUAUGUUAUCCGAAAAGGCUAUCAAAAGAUAGCAGAGAACUAUAUUGAAAAUGUUACUUUUGAUGAGAGCCUUCUGUUGUGGCAUGUUGCUACUGAACUUUGCUAUCAUACAGAGGAAGAAGAUUGCCGCCAUGACCGUGAAGUCAGCAAGAUCCUCUCAGAUUACAUGAUAUAUCUUUUGGUGAUGCAGCCUACUAUGAUGUCCGCUGUGGCUGGUGUAGGGCAAAUAAGAUUUCGGGAUACCUGUGCUGAAGCUGAAAAAUUCUUUAACAGAAGGGGUUUAAAUCGAAAGGAUGUAAUGCGAGGCUGUAAAGAAAUCCUUGAUGUGAACACAAAAGUUAAGCCUGUUCAUGUAAAGGGAGAUAGAAGCAAAUCUGUAUUGUUUGAUGCAUGUAUGCUGGCCAAAGAGCUGAAAAAACUGAACAAGGACAAAUGGAAGAUAAUGAGCAAAGUAUGGGUGGAAAUGUUGUCCUAUGCCGCUACUCAUUGCAGAGCAGCUACCCAUGCACAACAAGUAAGUAAAGGCGGACAGCUUAUAUCUUUUGUUUGGUUACUCAUGGCUCAUUUCGGCCUGGAUGACCGGUUCCAAAUCAAUGAGGGCCAUGCUAGGGCAAAACUGAUUGUGGGUACGUAGUUGAAUCAGCAGUGUUCUAUUGGUCUUGUUAAUUAUAUGUUAGAAAUAAAAUGGAUUGUUCCAUUAUGUGAAUUUUUUUUUUCUUGAGUCAGGGUUUAAUUAAUUAAGCGUUGUAUUGGGCUUGUUAUCACUGCUUUGUUCUUCUUUUUGCUUUUUAUUUUUCUUUGUCGUGAGUUAUCAGUGAGAAAUAAAGCUGAUUUUACCAUUAUAGUGUGAAA